UUCUCUCUCUUUUUUUUUUUUGUUUAGUAAAAAUCGAAAAUCUGAAGCAAAAGAAACGGCAGACACAGCACAGUGAGCUCGGAAUCGUGGGUGAGCUGAAGAAUCAGGAUAAAGGUUAAUCUCCUUUUCAAGGCCGGGUGCAAGUGCAAAGAUCUUGCUACAUUUGGUUCAGAAUAUUACAGUGGAAUUAUAUACGUGAUCAAGACUAAAAUCGGGAAAAAGUGCAGACUGCAAAACUUGUUCCUACUAAUCUAUGCCUUGUCGCGUUCUACUUUGGUGAUUUAGAUGGAUGUUACUUCCCUGGGUUCAAAUAGCAAUACCCAAACCGACCAACACCCUCUGUUGAUGGAGCAGCCGGAAACCCGUAAUGGACACCAGCAUGUAAUUGACAUUACAAGGAAUGGUGAAGCUCUAACAACAUCAUCUCGUAAUGAUCAACACUCUGAAAUGCAUUUAACACAGAAUCAAGAUCAACCAGCUGGGGAUGCACAAGAUUCCAGUCAUCAAACAACUUCAUCUUCUGCCCCCAGAUUAAACUCUAGAAAUUCAGCUUCAUUGAGAAGAGGUGAUGGAUAUGGUCAUCGUGGAAGGAGUCCAUUGAAUUCUGGACUGUGGAUCUCUGUUGAGCUUGUUGUCACUGUGAGUCAGAUCAUAGCAUCUAUAGUCGUUUUGUCAUUGUCCAGGAAUGAAAAUCCCCAGGCCCCAUUAUUUGCAUGGAUUGUGGGCUAUGGGUCUGGUUGUGUUGCCACACUUCCCAUUCUCUACUGGCGUUUUCGAAACCGUAAUCAAAGCAAUGAACAAGAUACCUCUCAAGCAUCUCAAGGAUCUUCUGGAAGCAAUCCUCCAGAUCGUUCUUAUACUUCCAUCUAUGUUUCUCAUGUCUCAGAUGAGGAGAAUGGUCACGCUACACAAUCAGCCUCAAGAAACACUAUAAUGCCUGGAGCAUUUACUUCUAGGCUUAACGGAUUAGUAGACCAUUUCAAGAUGGCCUUGGAUUGCUUCUUUGCAGUUUGGUUUGUAGUAGGAAAUGUUUGGAUCUUUGGAGGUCACACUUCUCCUUCUGAUGCUCCACAAUUGUACAGGUUAUGUAUUGUGUUUCUUACCUUUAGCUGUAUCGGAUAUGCAAUGCCAUUUAUACUUUGUGCAACUAUUUGUUGCUGCCUGCCUUGUAUAAUUUCUGUUUUGGGCAUUCGAGAGGAUUUUUCUCAAAAUAGAGGAGCAACAGUAGAAUCAAUUAAUGCUCUACCAAUCUUUAAGUUCAAAUUGAAGAACAAUGAAAAUGGUGAUGACCAGGAUGCCAAUUCAGCUAUAGAUGAAGGUGGAAUUUUGGCUGCAGGGACAGAAAAGGAGCGAAUGAUUUCAGGAGAAGAUGCUGUUUGUUGCAUUUGCUUAGCAAAAUAUGCAGAUGAUGACGAGCUUAGAGAGUUACCUUGCUCUCACGUUUUUCACGUCGAAUGUGUUGACAAAUGGUUAAAGAUAAAUGCAACCUGCCCUCUCUGUAAAAAUGAAGUUGGUACGAGUAAUGGAGGGUCCCCUUCAGCCUGAGAGAGACUCCAGUACGUAGCCGAAGUUUAUCUCUGCUGAAGGCACAUAUCCCCCAUGAAGUUGCAGCUUUUCAAGUGUACAUCAUCAAACUUUUGGAUUCUGCUUUGAAGGUGAGAUCCAAAGAUAGAUGCAAAUCAAUAUCUUAAACAUGUGAUGCAAAUCAAGGUUGAGAAUUUGUUUCUACCCGCCCUAGUCACCUCUCUUUUUAUGCUUUUUUCACCGGUUUUACAUACUCACCAAGUAUUGUUUGUAGAAAAUAGGAUGUUUCAAAUCUUUCUUCUGUUUAUCAGUUCUGUAUAUAUAACAAAAUUUAGUUAAAAUGUUGAUUUUUUAAAAUUUAAAACUGUAAAAUGAGCUUAAUAUUUUUGUUAAUUGUUACUAUUUUUUAUAUCGUGAUGAUGAUGUCAACCCAA
Messenger RNA from Glycine soja, 1958 nucleotides. RefSeq names its product E3 ubiquitin-protein ligase At1g63170-like. Gene Ontology annotation, molecular function: zinc ion binding. The transcript has 5 exons. Bases 286 to 1545 code for a protein of 419 amino acids. NCBI's taxonomy places the organism in Eukaryota, Viridiplantae, Streptophyta, Magnoliopsida, Fabales, Fabaceae. The record is from RefSeq and is a predicted model, not a curated record.